Molecule: messenger RNA, 3080 nt
Organism: Micropterus dolomieu (smallmouth bass)
Lineage: Eukaryota; Metazoa; Chordata; Actinopteri; Centrarchiformes; Centrarchidae
Gene: ddx31
Product: DEAD (Asp-Glu-Ala-Asp) box polypeptide 31
Exons: 21
Coding region: 275-2533 (752 amino acids)
Biological process (GO): ribosome biogenesis
Cellular component (GO): nucleus
Molecular function (GO): ATP binding; RNA helicase activity; nucleic acid binding
Source: RefSeq, a predicted model, not a curated record
CUGUUAGCAUGUGGCUAGCAUUAGCCGCUGCGCCACACAAACACGCGCGCAGAGACAGAAACACGUGCGCGCGCGUGGAGCUCAUGUGGUUAAUCUGCGGAACUUUAACACCAUCAAACGUCUUGUGAGACAUUUUGUCAUCUGCGCUUCGUUGCUGUCUUGAAGUCUGAGCUAACGCUGCUACAUGCUGCUGUUUCUGUGCGUCACGCCGGACUCCGGUCAGAAACGAGUCAGUUUUAACGUUUGCUCACCUGUCGGACAGUGAACACAGGUGAUGAUGUCGUCAGCAGAGGACCAGCUGUGUCUGAACAUCAGCAGCAGCUUCUCCUCCUCUUCAUCGCCCAGGAGGAAGCCUCUGACCGCUCAGCAGAGAUGGGCCACAAAGAAGCAGCGAGCAGAGAAGAGGCCGUUCAGCUCCUCCUCCGAGGAGGAGGAGGAGAAGAAGAAGAAGAAGAGCGGCUCCUUCAAGGUGAGGAGAGUGCAGCUCAGUAACGCAGCAGAGGAGGAGGAGCCUCUUCAGGCUCCGCCCACCGAGCAGACAGACAGGCGGACACCACCGAAGAAGAAGCAGCAGCAGCAGGAGGUGAAGGAGGGAGGGAAGGAAACAGGAAGAGGCGGCAUCAAGACUUCCUCUCUGUUCAAACACAACCCAGAGAUCCCAGAGUUCCACAGACCUGUUGUCUCUCAGUUAAAGGAGAAGAUUUUCACCACUGACUCAUUCUCAGACCUGGACCUGCACCCUCACCUGGUGGCGACGCUGAACAAAGUCCUGAAUGUUUCCACAGUGACCAGUGUUCAGAAACAGACGUUCCCGGCGCUGCUGGCAGGACGAGACGCUGUGGUUCGCUCUCAGACCGGAUCAGGUAAGACCCUGUCCUACGCCGUCCCCGUGGUCCAGAGUCUGCAGGCGGUUCAGCCGAAGAUCAGCAGGUCCGACGGUCCUCUGGCUGUGGUCAUCGUCCCGACCAGAGAGCUCGCCCAGCAGACCUUUCAGACCUUCCAGAAGCUUCUGAAGCCGUUUACCUGGAUCGUCCCGGGCGUCCUGAUGGGAGGAGAGAAGAGGAAAGCGGAGAAGGCCAGGCUGCGUAAAGGCAUCAACAUCCUGGUUUCCACUCCGGGCCGCCUGGUGGAUCACAUCAGAAACACCCUGAGCAUCGCCUUCAGCGCCGUUCGCUGGCUCAUCCUGGACGAGGCCGACCGGACUCUGGACCUGGGCUUCGAGAAGGAUCUGACCGUCAUAUUGAACAGUCUGAACUCUGCAGGCCCGAGCAGGCAGAACGUGCUGCUGUCCGCGACGCUGACUCACGCCGUGACUCGGCUGGCAGAUGUUUGUCUCAGCGACCCCGUCCACAUCCACGUGUCUGGCCCCGCCUCCUCUGACCUCUCUACCGGCUCUACCGUGACCUCUGACCCCAGCGCUGCCAGCCAAUCGGAGAGCUUUGCUAUACCAGAGGCUCUGAAGCAGUUUGUGGUGGUGGUUCCCAGUAAGAUCAGACUGGUGUGUCUGGCUGCUUUCAUACUGGGCAAAUGCAAGUUUUCCCAGAACAACAAAGUCAUCGUCUUCGUCUCGAGCUGCGAGGCCGUCGAGUUCCUCCACUCCCUCUUCACCUCCGUCCUCUCGGGGCCCCCGGCCAGUCAGAAGCCUGGGAUCAGCUUCCUGCGUCUCCAUGGCAACAUGAAGCAGGAGGAGCGCUCCGAGGUCUUCCAGCAGUUUUCGGUGUGUCAGUGUGGAGUCCUGCUGUGCACGGAUGUAGCAGCCAGAGGUCUGGACCUGCCGCAGGUCACCUGGAUCGUGCAGUACACUCCUCCGACGGCAGCAGCAGAGUACGUUCACCGCGUGGGUCGGACGGCUCGGAUCGGAGGAAGAGGAAGCAGCCUCAUCUUCCUCACCCCGGCCGAGACCGCCUUCAUCACCGAGCUGGCCAAUCACAACAUCAGCCUAUCAGAGAUGAAGCUGCUGGACAUCCUGUCCAGUCUCAUGAUGGACGACACCUACAAGGGGCGGGGCAAAUACCACAGCAAGAGUUCGUCCAAAGCUCUGGAGCAGGAGACCCGGGAGCGAGCGACGGUCCUGCAGACGGAGUUUGAGAACUCGGUCCACUCGGACGCUCAGUCCAUUCGGGCCGCCAAGAAAGCGCUGCAGUCCUUCCUGCGGGCGUACACCACCUACCCCGCCCACCUCAAACACAUCUUCCACAUCCGCUCGCUCCACCUGGGACACACCGCCAAGAGCUUCGGCCUCAGAGACGCUCCGCAGGGCCUGAGCGCCGCCGCGGGCCCCUCGGGCUCCGGGGCCAAGAGCCACAACAAGUCCAAGAACCAGAACCAGGCCAGGAGUCCGGUCAAGAACCAGAAAAGGGCACCAAGCGGCGGGGCUGCAGGACACGGCAGACCUGGACAGAAGAGGUUCUCUCCCGGUCAGAGGGAGGUCAGUCUGUUCCGCUCCGAGUUCUCCAGCGGGCUGGAGGGAAGAGACGCCAAGAAGAAGAAGAAGAAGAAGAAGACGACAGCGUCAGGAGAGGAGGAGGAGUGAGGAGCAGCAGCUGGAGUGCCCGUGAGCAAAGUGCUGACGUUUCCCAGGGUGGACGUCUGCAAUCAGACAGAACGCGAGCUGAAUGUUCGAGAUAAAGUCGACGUGAUGAGACACAAAUUCAGACCAGAAACUGACCUGAAGUCUGAGUGAAGUGGAAAUAAUCCAGCUAAGCUCUCGUGGUGUCGCUUCUCUUGCUGUCUGAAGUUACGUUUGAGGGCUGACAGUCAGAAUCCUUUAUGAGACAUCACGUCUUUAAAACGUCCUUCGGUCUGGGUCGAAUGUAGCGAUGCUGCCCUCUGAUUGGUCCACAUCUACUUACACUUACAGUUUUACUUCUGAUUGGCUUUAAAAAUGAAGCUGCGGGAAGUUUAGUGUUGAAACUCGUCAUGUUGCUGCUUAAACAUGUUUGUUCAGAUUCAGAAUAAUGUGAUCAGGAUGUUUGUGCUGACUUGUACGAUAUUUAAACAUGUAUUUCUACAGCCGGAGGUCUUUGAUACAAAUAUUUAUUUUUCUUUGCUGGAAAAUAAAAUUGUAUUUUUACUCUGAA